AGAGAAGAGGCCCUUCGCACCAAAAAAAAGCAAAAACUGAAAUCAUCACCAAAAGGAAAGAACGUACAAAACUUGUACUCUUUUGUCAUCAGAAUUUAACAAACCAAUAAACUGGGAGAGGAUAUGUCGGAUUCCAUUAUAUGUCAAUUUUACACCAAAAUUGGAGCAUGCCGUCAUGGUGAGAAAUGUUCUAGAAAGCACACAAGACCUUCACAUUCACAUACGAUCAUCCUGACGAAUCUAUACAGACCACAAGACUUGGGGAACCAGUUGGAUGAAGCCAAGAAGAAAGACCAGGAGUUUGAGAACUUUUAUAAGGAUAUCUUUGUGGAGAGCUCACUGAUUGGACAGGUCGAAGACCUUGUUGUUUGUGAGAACGAGAAUGACCAUUUGAACGGAAACGUCUACGUUAAGUUUGCCAAAGAAGAAGAUGCUCUCAGGGCAAGGGAUAACUUCAGCUCGCGUUGGUACAAUGGUAGACCUGUUUAUUGUGAACUGAGUCCAGUAUCACACUUUAAGGAUGCCAUUUGUCGUCAACAUGAGACUAAGAGCUGCGAACGUGGUGGUAUGUGUAAUUUCAUGCAUUCAAAAGCUGUUCCAAGGGACUUGCAAAGACAGUUAAUACUAUCGCAGAGGAAGUUUAGAUCAUAA
Molecule: messenger RNA, 651 nt
Organism: Williopsis jadinii
Lineage: Eukaryota; Fungi; Ascomycota; Saccharomycetes; Phaffomycetales; Wickerhamomycetaceae
Exons: 2
Coding region: 124-651 (175 amino acids)
Biological process (GO): mRNA splicing, via spliceosome
Cellular component (GO): spliceosomal complex; U2AF complex
Molecular function (GO): pre-mRNA 3'-splice site binding; metal ion binding
Source: RefSeq, a predicted model, not a curated record